Messenger RNA from Contarinia nasturtii (swede midge), 2222 nucleotides. Its product is annotated as lysosome membrane protein 2-like. Gene Ontology annotation, molecular function: scavenger receptor activity. NCBI's taxonomy places the organism in Eukaryota, Metazoa, Arthropoda, Insecta, Diptera, Cecidomyiidae. The transcript is spliced from 7 exons. Gene Ontology annotation, cellular component: membrane; cytoplasm. The coding region runs from base 316 to 2079 and encodes 587 amino acids. The record is from RefSeq and is a predicted model, not a curated record.
AAGCACAGUGCGUCGAUUCAAAUGUGCAAUCAUUAGUUAAUCACAGUCGCGUCUCUCGGCACAACGCAGCGAUGUCAAACAAAAUUUGGCAAACAGCGUAUUAAACAAAAAAACCUCUAGAAGCGCGUCCGUUUGUUUUUGUUGGCCAAUUGUUUUGACGUUGAAAGAAAACGCGUAAAAAAGGAAAUAGGACGUGCGUGUUAAAAAAAAUUAACAUCGAAGUGUGUUUUCAAGUGGUCAUCGCAAUUUGAUUGCAUUCGAAAGCAAAAAUUUGCGUGUCAUUCCAAACGGGGGUGGAAACAGUGGCCGCCAAAAAUGUCGUCAAAUAUAUUGGAUGAUAGCAGUGAAGGCACAAGUUCGAAUCAAAGUUACAGUGAAAAUGAAGAUGUGAAUACCGAAAGUGAUACAAAAUCGGCGACUAGCCAAUGUGGCUUAUACACAAAUGCAAGAAACGAAGAUGACGUUGUCAUUAUCAAUCAGAUCGAUAAUGUAAUCACCAACGAAAAGCAUUUAAUCAAUUAUAAUAAUGUUGACGUAAAUGGCGACCAUGCCAUUAGAAAGCCGUUUCAAUUGCGAAAGAUGUGCUGCACUAUCACCACAAUAUUGAUUGGUUUAUUACUCUUGGCCUGGGGCCUUGUAACAAUCGUUUUGCCAAUUUAUGAUUUUGUGCUGAUCGAACGACUUAAAAUGCAACCCGGACUGCCGCCUUUUGAAGAAUGGCGGACCCCAUCACCAGAAGUGCUACUUCGUGUUUACAUUUUCUCCGUUGAAAAUCCGGCCGCAUUUUUAAAUAAAACCGACGAUAAAUUAAAACUGAAGGAGAUUGGACCCAUUGUUUACAAAGAACAUUUACAACAUCGAAAUGUUGAAUUUCAUCGAGAAAAUUCGACAUUAUCGUAUACGGCUCAUCGAGAUGUUGAAUUUCUUGAAGAUCGAAACGAACCAGGCAUCUUAAAUCGCACCAUUUUGGUACCGAAUUUUGUUCUUUUGGCGACCAUUGCAUCUUUAGAAAAAUACCCGUAUUAUUUUGUGAAAUUCCCAUUUCAACAAAUGCUAAGUGAGGAGGAUACAUUAUUUUUGAAUAUGACUGUCAGAGAUUAUUUAUGGAACUAUAAAAGUGACAUAGUGGAACGAGUUUAUAACUCGUUUUUCUCAUUCCUCGUACCUACCAAUAACAGUGGCUGUUUAUAUCAGAUUUAUUCAAAUUUCGAAGACCGUUAUAAUGUUCGCAUUGGAGCGGGAUAUGGAUUCGAUCACUUUUUUGAGAUAACAAGUAUGAAUGGUGCUACAGUUGUGCCGGGCUUUCAAUCAUCAAAAUGUAAUGCAUCGAUAGUGGGUUCGACGGAGGGUGCAUUGUACAAAAAUCGUCUGGAUGAAGAUUCAGUGUUGUGGUAUUGGCGUAAGUCAUUAUGUCGCCAAGUUCCAUUGUAUUUUGAGAAAAACAUGACAGAAGGAAGUUUUGAUGCUAAGAAAUAUGUUUUACGUGAAAAUGUUUACGAUCGGUUUGAAAAUGAAACCGAAGAUUGUUACAAGGGAUUUGUUGACCGGUUGCCGAACGGAUUCAGCGACGUUUCAAAAUGUUUUUUCGAUAUGCCCUUUGCCGCAUCAAAUCCACAUUUCUACGGUCGAUAUCCAAAUGAAUUGACGACCAAAUUAGACGGCUUGAAACCAGAUCGAGAAAAACACCAAAGUUUUAUUAUUGUUGAACCAGUCAUGGGCGUGCCCAUAAAUCAAUCGGCACGAUCACAAAGUAAUGUCAUCAUUCCAAAAUUAACCUAUUUUAAUGAGGAUAUUCUUCGAUUCAGUAACAUGGCACUGCCAACAUUUUGGGUGGAAUACCAUCAGAAGCAAUUGACACCGAAGAUCGAAAAGCUGAUGUACUUCACCUUAUUUGUGUUACCCUGGCUUCAAUAUGUGAUAACGAUAUUUUUGAUGUUGACCGGGCUAUUGUGCCUUACACUUGGUGUUGCACGUUGCAUGGCACAGGAACCAUCACCGAAACAGCUAAAUACCCCGCCAUCAAAAUUUGGUACAAAUUACAAAUUACAAGAAGCGGAAAUCACAUGGAAUAUAAAAUAGGUUUACAAAUAUACAAGUGUUAAGCGAAUUCGAGAAUGUAUGAUAUGAAUUUAGAAUGAAAUUGUUGUUCAUUCCCAAUCGAUUAUUAAUUUUUUUUUUGUUCAUAAGCGCAAAUAAACGAUAAGAUUGGUACUCACAAAAAA